Molecule: messenger RNA, 621 nt
Organism: Phasianus colchicus (ring-necked pheasant)
Lineage: Eukaryota; Metazoa; Chordata; Aves; Galliformes; Phasianidae
Product: olfactory receptor 14J1-like
Biological process (GO): G protein-coupled receptor signaling pathway
Cellular component (GO): membrane
Molecular function (GO): olfactory receptor activity
Source: RefSeq, a predicted model, not a curated record
AUGUCCUAUGACCGCUACGUUGCCAUCUGCAAGCCCCUGCACUACGGGACCUUGAUGGACAGCAGAGCUUGUGCCACCAUGGCAGCAGCUGCCUGGGGCGCUGGGGCUCUCCAUGCUCUGCUGCACACUUCCAAUACAUUUUCCCUGCCUCUCUGCCAAGGCAAUGCCAUCAAUCAGUUCUUCUGUGAAAUUGCCCAGAUUCUCAAGCUCUCCUGCUCUGGUUCUUACCUCAGAGAAGUUGGGAUUAUCAUAGUUAGUGCCUUAAUCUUUCUUGCUUGUUUUGUUUUCGUUGUGCUGUCCUAUGUGCAGAUCUUCAGGGCCGUGCUGAGGAUGUCCUCUGAGCAGGGACGGCACAAAGCCUUCUCCACGUGCCUCCCUCACCUGGCCGUGGUCUCCCUGUUUCUCAGCACUGGCAUGGUUGCCUACCUGAAGCCCCCCUCCAUCUCAUCUCGAUCCCUGGACCUGGUGGUGUCAUUUCUGUACUCGGUGGUGCCUCCAGCAGUGAACCCUCUCAUUUACAGCAUGAGGAACCAGGAGCUCAAGAAUGCAGUGAGGAAAAUGAUGCCCUGGUCACAUUUGAGCAGGGAUAAACUACACAUCUGUCUCAACAACUUGUACUGA